Messenger RNA from Geodia barretti, 1035 nucleotides. NCBI's taxonomy places the organism in Eukaryota, Metazoa, Porifera, Demospongiae, Tetractinellida, Geodiidae. The record is from the annotation of a GenBank genome assembly.
AUGACCGGAUCCGUAUCAGGCGAAACACAGUUGGACAACGUGAAGACGACCGGAAAAUGCGACAAGCCGACGCCUGAAAAGUCGGCGCAGCAACCACCUGCCGGUCCUGCUCCCGACAGCUCCCCUGGGGACGAGACUAGCUCCAAGAAGACGACUCUUCUUCCCCCGUUAGUCGUGGUCGUAGAGCCGUCUGAUAAAUCUGCGGUGUCGAUAACCGAUCGGGAGAGUCUGACUCUUCCGCGGUCCGGCGGUGCCUGCAAGAAGAAGCAACUCCAUCACUCUAGCAAGGGUCCCUGGCCCGACGCGGACGGGCGCAGUCCUACCUCUCUCUCCACGGGCGGCGGAAUGGAUCCCGUCUUCGGGGUCCUGGCGGGCGACGAGCGCGGCUUCGACGACAGCCUCGGGGCUAGAUCGGAGCUAAGUGCACCCGGAUCGGCUCGCAGUAGACGCAGACGCGACGUUAGAGCCUUCGGUACGCUGGAGCGAGCCACCAGCUACACCAGCCUGGCCGCCACGCCGCCGAGACCGACGUUUCGCUCGGCCAACUCGACCCGGCCUUCCCCGGCGCCUCCCUGCACUACGACUCAGAUGGACUUUUGCCGUCACCCAGUCCAUCCAGCCACCACGGUUUUCUCGUCCGCGGGCUCUCGCCUUGCUCGCGCCGGUACCCCGCGCCGCAACAACCCACACCCCGUCGGCCUCCACUUUCAGAGCCCAUACAACAGAGAUGGAAAGACAUUUGAGGUCUGGAAUCCAGACGAAAACAUCGUUGCUAACGGGUUGCCGCAGAUGUGCGAACAUAGAGAGAAUGUCAAUUUCACCAGUGGCAAGAUGACCAACCCACCAACCAAUCACGGUGGUGGCGGUGGUGGUACAUCCCCCGGCAGAGCCCCCGGAGGCCCGGGGAGAUCGGUCUACCAACAGUCCUACCGCUCGCCCCAGGGGCUGACCGACUACGAUCGCCGCAUGCCUACCACACGAUUUGGCAGCACUCUAAACAGAGCUGCAGCCGCUGGAGUUGGGGCAAAUUUUUAG